CAACUUGGGUUUAUACAACUAGGGUUUAUCAGCUGCAAAUAUAGUGCUUCCAGCCACCACCCUUCACCAGUAAUCAAUGGCGAAGAAGCGAAAUCGAAUUACAAACCCAGAGCCGUUCCUCUCUGCCGAUAAUGACGAGUCCAAGUCCACUACCUCCACUUCCACGAAACGCCGAAAGCCUCCCAAGCUCCACCAGCAACAGCAACAAGUGAUAUCGUCGGGAAUUAGUUCGAAGAUACUGAAGGAGGCGUUAAUUCAGCAAAAGGAAAUUGAGGAAGAGGAGGCGCAAGAGCAAAAUCCUAACUUGGUUUUCGUGGAGGAGCCGAAAAAGGUUGCAGAGGAUGAUGAAGAGGAGGAUAUUGAUGAUUUCGGGGGAUUUUCUGAAACUCGGAGCCAAUUUGGUGGCUGGGAGGAGCAGGAUCAAAUUGAUGAGGAUGACGAAAAGCUACUGGAAGCCUUUCUGUCGGUUGAUAGUCGUCCUCAGCGCACAUUGGCUGAUAUUAUUGUUGAGAGGAUCAAAGAAAAAGAUGCUCAAGUUUCUUCAGAAGCACGACCGAUGCCAAAAUUGGAUGAUUCCAUCAUAGAAUUAUAUAAGGGGGUUGGAAAGCUACUUGGCAAAUAUACCUCAGGAAAAAUGCCAAAGGCCUUCAAACACAUACCUUCAAUUCAAUUUUGGGAGGAAGUCUUGUAUUUGACUGAACCUGAGAAGUGGUCACCGAAUGCCAUGUAUCAAGCGACAAGAAUUUUUGCUUCCAAUUUGGGUGUGAAGAAGGCAGAACGCUUUUAUAAACUUGUUUUACUGCCACGUGUUAGAGAAGAUAUCAGGAAGAACAAAAGACUGCAUUUUGCCUUGUAUCAAUCUCUGAAGAAGUGCCUGUAUAAACCAGCUGCCUUCAAUAAGGGAAUAUUGUUUCCACUUUGUGAGUCAAGGACAUGUAAUCUCAGGGAAGCUGUUAUAAUCGGAAGUGUUCUUCAGAAGGUCUCCAUUCCGCCUCUUCAUUCUAGUGUAGCAUUAUUGAAGCUGGCAGAGAUGGAGUAUUGUGGAACGACAAGUUACUUUAUAAAGUUACUAAUCGAGAAGAAAUAUGCUUUGCCAUAUCGAGUGCUUGAUGCAAUGGUUGCUCAUUUUAUGAAAUUCUGUGAAGAUUCAAGGACAAUGCCUGUGAUCUGGCAUCAGUCACUUCUUGCUUUUGUGCAGAGGUACAAAAAUGAGUUGACGAAGGAGGAUAAAGCUAAUCUCAGUACACUUGUUGAAAAGCAGAGACAUUAUUUGGUUACACCUGAAAUAUUGAGAGAGUUGAAUAAUAGCCGUAACCGUGGGGAGAAGGAGGAUGAUCUUAUGUCUAUCUCAGCCCCAGUUUCUGUUAUAAAUAAAGCAAUUGAAGAAGAUAGGUUUGAUAUUCCUGAAGUUCCCAUGGAAGAAGAUUAAUUAUUUCUACGGCGACUAAUUUUUGGAUUACCAGGUGGUUCCAGUUUUGGGAUUCGGAGGGGGAAGAGGCUUGUAAUUAAAAAUUAUCCAGUCAGAUUUUACUCUUCAAGACACAGACAAAGGGUGUUGUUCUUGUAGGAGAGCUUGCCAAGUGCAUCGAAUGUUAUGGUAUAUUUUAGUCUGGUAGAGAUAUUAAAACUUGUAUUUUGCUUCUUGGACCUAAUUGAUAGUCGUGGGCAAAAAUAUCAUUAUGUUUUGGUAAAGAUCAUUUCUUGUACUCGGUGGAAUGAAUAUAAUCUGCCAUGGGCUAUUGUUAGAUGGUAUCCUAAUAGGGAGGGGAAGAAUUGUGUUGCUCUAACUGGCUGGACGUUAAACUGCAUGCCAGAAUGAGAAAGGAGAAAAUAUGGUCUCUAAAUGAGAAGCCCAAUUGAAAAUGUAGGGCUAUUUGGAGAUACAAUUUGGAUAA
Messenger RNA from Coffea eugenioides, 1895 nucleotides. RefSeq names its product bystin. NCBI's taxonomy places the organism in Eukaryota, Viridiplantae, Streptophyta, Magnoliopsida, Gentianales, Rubiaceae. Bases 77 to 1429 code for a protein of 450 amino acids. Gene Ontology annotation, cellular component: cytoplasm; preribosome, small subunit precursor; nucleolus. The transcript has 12 exons. Gene Ontology annotation, molecular function: snoRNA binding. The record is from RefSeq and is a predicted model, not a curated record. Gene Ontology annotation, biological process: rRNA processing.